AUGGGGGUGACCGAAGUGUCUUGCAAGGGCAACCUGGAGUUGGUGAACCCUUGCCUAGGCAAGACCAACAUCACGUUCACCGAACUUCCAGAUCUACCGCCGGCGAACGACCCUAUGGAAUUCGUCUGGGCCGUGGUAAAUUCCGUGAGCAAUCUGUUCGCCGUGGUGCUGGUGGGCGGCAUCCUGGCGGUGGUGGUUCCCCUGGUGGGCCUGCUGGUCCUGACGUGCCGGUGCGUGUGCGGCCUAUGCGGCGGCGGGUCGGAGCCGGAGACCAAGGACGACCUCGGCAAGCGCAACACCUGGGGCUGCCUGUUCACCGUGCUCUACAUGCCCCUCAUGCACGCCCUGUAUGUCCCGGAUGAAACGCUCCCGAUUUCGACGCGCGCGCGCGGCGUCUCUCCCGUACGAGCCAGGGUGCUGCUGGUCUGCACGAUCUUCUGCGUCAACCACCUGCCGUCGGCGAUCAGCAGCCUCCAGGAUCACGCCAAGUUCCUGGCCGAGAAAGCACCCGGAAUACUGUGGCAACCCCUGAACGACACUGGCGUGCUCGUGAAUACCAACUCUGACGAGUUCCAGACGGCAGUCUCUUCGCGACUCGAAGCGUGCGCCGUCGACGUGGGCGUCGCCGUGGAUCAAGCGCUAACCAACUCCCCGCUGCUCAAGUUCGUCAGCACCACUGCGCAAUACCUGCAGGCUGCGGACCCUCUCGCGACGAAGCUCGUCGACGCCGUGGAGCAGCUGAGGGCGAACAUGAGCGACCUGUGGCGGCAGCACAUACACAAUGCCUCGAUAGAGCUCCAGCAGGCCGAGACCCGCUGUCCGGGCUGCGUGCCGGCCAAGCACAAGCAGCAGGUGGACGGCUUCAAAGCCGCACUCAACCAGGUAUCUACUUCCGUGGACCAGCUGAAGACACUGAGGGACAAGAUGAAGAGUGCCAACCUACAGCAAUACGUCGACAAGAUCUCUCAAGGCAGUCUCAUCAAAAUUAUGAUCCAGGCCAAAGCUAUGGACCUCAAGAAUGCUAUCGGCAAUUUCCUCGACGUCGGCAGAAAACUGUUCAACUUGACCGCCAACAGUUUCAUAUCCGCCACCAGCGUCCGGCUGCAACAACUGAAGACCUACGAGAACAUUGAAUUUUCCGACACGGUGAAAGAUAUCCAGUCGAAGUACUCGCUCGGCACGAUCGGCAUCGUGGUGGGCAUGGCCAUCGUCUGCGCCCUCUACACGAUAGCCAACCAGUGCAGCUGCGCGAACCAGCGCACCGGCCUGUGCAGCCUGCGGUCGGGCAGCUGGUUCCUGUCGGGCGCCGUGUUCUUUUUCCUGCUCGCCUUCUCGGUGUCCAUCGUGGCGUCCUCCUUCGGCGUGGUGGUGGGCAUCGGCAUCGAACGUGUCCUCUGCCACCCGCUCGAGCAGCCCACGGCGCCCGAGUGUCGCCACAUGCUGGCGUUCGUCCAGAAGGCCCUGUUCCCGGUGCGUUACGUCACCUGGUUGGUUGGCACAUGA
Messenger RNA from Dermacentor silvarum, 1503 nucleotides. RefSeq lists its product as uncharacterized. The transcript is spliced from 12 exons. The coding region runs from base 1 to 1503 and encodes 500 amino acids. Gene Ontology annotation, cellular component: membrane. The record is from RefSeq and is a predicted model, not a curated record. NCBI's taxonomy places the organism in Eukaryota, Metazoa, Arthropoda, Arachnida, Ixodida, Ixodidae.